Megalobrama amblycephala (Wuchang bream) is the source of this 1127-nucleotide messenger RNA. RefSeq names its product membrane-spanning 4-domains subfamily A member 4A-like. The record is from RefSeq and is a predicted model, not a curated record. Gene Ontology annotation, cellular component: membrane. The transcript is spliced from 8 exons. The coding region runs from base 115 to 855 and encodes 246 amino acids. NCBI's taxonomy places the organism in Eukaryota, Metazoa, Chordata, Actinopteri, Cypriniformes, Xenocyprididae.
UAUUACAUCUUACUGUACAUCGGCUCAUCUCAGAAGAGUGAUCUCAACUACAGAGUGUGGUAAACCAACUGAAGAGAAGAUUUAUUCUGGUCAAUUUCAGAUUCAGAAGCAAGAAUGUCUCAAACUGCUGUACCCAUGAACUCUUCGACACUUGUCAUCCCGUUUCAACCACCAACACAAACAACAGCAGCUGGAACUGGGACAAAUGCUCCUGUGCCUGUUUAUGUACAGCAGCCAGCCGGAGUUUCACCUUUUCAUAGAAUUCAGGCAUUUCUGAAAGGCCAACCAAAAGCUCUUGGGACUGUCCAGAUAAUGAUUGGUCUGUUGACUCUCCUGUUGGGAAUCGUGUCUUCACUUCAUCCAGAUUCCAUCUUUGUCUAUAGUUGUAUUCCUUACUGGGGAUCUCUCAUCUACAUUAUCGCAGGCUCACUCUCCAUUGCUGCAGAAAACAAAAUGAAUUCACCCUCCAGUUUAUGUUUGGUGAAAGGUUCACUUGGAAUGAACAUUUUCAGUACUUUAAUUGCAGGCAAUUCCUUUAUCAUAAUUUCAGUGGAUUUUGCUACAGGGCCAUUGAACAAUUACUGCGACAAUUAUCAUGAUUGUUAUGAUAAUGAUGGAAAGUAUAAGACUCUCUUCUUUGGAAUCAGUAGUGUAUCACUGAUAUUCGCCCUCCUUGAGUUUAUCAUCUCCAUCUGUCUGUCAGCAUUUGCCUGUAAAGUCGCCUGCUGCUGUUCUCCACAGGUUCCGUUUGUUCCACAAGUUAUAACUCAACAGCAUGAGAUAUCUGUGGUCAGCAACCCUUCAACGCAUCACCUUCCUGCUGAAGUUCCUCCACAAUACACUGAAUUUAAAUAAUGAAUAUUAAAACAGAGUUGAGGUGGGACACAUGAGUUUCCCAGUGAUUUCCUGUCCAUUAUCUCUUCUUUCAUUAAAAAGAGAACAUGACAGCAAAGAAAAAAGUUAUCAGAUAAUAAUUACAAUUUUUUUGUCACAAAUGUGUAAACAAUAACAAUUCAAGACUAGAUACUAUUUCAUGUUUUUCUUUCUUUAAUGAAGUAAAGAAAUUUGCCUAAUUAUCAAUGUAACUAAAUAGAUUGUUUGAUAAACUAAAUGCUUAAUAAAGUAUA